CUCCCCAACUGAGUGGCCAGCGGCCUCACAUGCCAUGGAAGGAGACCCCUCUCCCUCCCAGGAUCCAGCACUGCUCUCCAAAAUGGCUGUGUUCUCCAGUCCAAGCCCCGAAAGAGCAGCUGUGCCCACAAGUGAGAAGGGAAGGACUGUGGUGCCCAACCAUCUCUCAGUGACCCAACAGUUGUGGACAACUUUGGCUGGGACUCAGGGCUGGGGGUCCCACUCCAGGGACCCCAUGAAGGAAGUCACCCUUUUGCCCCAGUAUUUGGAGACUUUCCAAACGGCGUCAUCUGGGCGCCCUAGAGGGGGCUGGCAGACUUGGCCUCCCAUGCCAGCCCCCGACAUGGGCAGCAUCGCAAGGGAAGAGCCGCCGGUCGCCAGCACCUGGCUCUUGGCCUCAGUGCCAGAGGAGUUGGAAGGGGCCACCACUGCCAGGACCCCACAUGCGCCAGCCAUGCCAAGAGAAGGGCGCCCCAGAGCACACCCGGUCUUUGUGGCAGAGAACCAGCCGCCCCUCCUGAAAGCCACUAUCUUGCACAUCCCUUGUGAGCUGGUCUUGGCCAUGGAGUUUUCUAGAAGCUUCCAGGACCCUGAAUCGCCCGAGUAUCGCAACUUAGUGAUCAGCAUCAAUGAAACGAUCACCCCUCUUUUGGCCUCUUUGCCUGGAUUCCAGAGACUAGAAGUGAAGACAAUCCGACCAGGGAGUGUGGUGGUGGGCUUUGAUGCCCUCUUCCUGGCCAAGGCUCCAGGCCUUUGGGCAGCUCUGAACCGGUCAUCCCUGUCGGAGCGCUUGCCCCCAGGGCUGUGGGUGGCCAACGCCAGCGUGCUGCGGAGCAUGACCCAGGAGAGGCACCUGGAUCUGUGCACCAUCAUUUUCUCCUGCCAAGCUGGCUACGAGUGUAUUGCUGAGGGAGGCAUCGGCCGUGCCAUCUGCAUCUCCCUGUGCCACCGGGACUAUUGCAAAAACCAGGGCAUCUGCACCCAUGCGGCCAACCACACUCCUGUCUGCCAGUGCCCUGUGGGCAGUGAUUUCUGGUUCCUGGGCGUCCGCUGCGACUACAAAGUGACCCAGCAGGGCAUCCUCGGCGUGGCCUGUGGCCUCCUGCUCAGCCUGGUGGUGGUUGGUGUGGCUGUGGCCGGCCUGGUCAUCCGCAGGGUCCGGCUGCUGCUGCUGGAGGCGAGGGCAGACCAGACCAAAAGCAGCUACCGGCGCUUCUGCCGCCUGGACGACGUCUCGGCGCAUUACUGGUCCGAACCUUGGCUGGCCUCAGCCAGUUCCUUGGACAACCCAGCCUUCAGCAACUCUGAGGAGCUGCUCCAUUUGCAGAUUUUGGACACCGGCUGCUAUGGCUGCCAAGAGGAGCCACUGGCCCCCGAGGGCUACGGCAAGCAGCCUCACGACAGCCUUGGCGCUGCAGGGCGGCCCAGCUCCGGCUUCCACUGGGACGAGAGCUCCAACAGCGCCAACGACCCCAUGAUUGACUCUGGGAAGGCCAGUGAGGUCUCCAUCUGCAGCUGGCCCAUGAAGCCCAUCCAGUGGAGCCCCUUUCCUGCCAUCCACAACCCUCCCAGGGAGCAAGAGCACAAGGCCCCUCUGCGGCCCCAUUCUUGCUGCGAGGGAAUGGAGCUGGUCAACCUGGAGAGAAGCUGGACAGCCUGAAUCCUUCCAAAGAGACACUCAGCCGCUGCAGCCCUCCUCUCACUUAAAAAACCCAAAACCUCCCUGGUGACAAAAGCUCAGAGACGGAGUGGCUACCUUGAAAUGGCGUCCCUUACGUUGGACACCAAGUCCUCAUGGUUGAGCCAGCCGGCCAACUGUCCUGGAUUGGUAUUGGAGAAAGCCCAAAGCCAGCCGGCCAGCAAAAAAGCAAACGGAGCCGAGAGGCCGGACUCUGAUGGAAGAAGAGGUCCGAUAAGGGACUGCCGGAACAAAUGUCAAGGAGGAAGCGUCAAUUAAAUUGUUGUGUGUAAA
Molecule: messenger RNA, 1972 nt
Organism: Sceloporus undulatus (fence lizard)
Lineage: Eukaryota; Metazoa; Chordata; Lepidosauria; Squamata; Phrynosomatidae
Product: interphotoreceptor matrix proteoglycan 2-like
Exons: 9
Coding region: 35-1660 (541 amino acids)
Biological process (GO): visual perception
Source: RefSeq, a predicted model, not a curated record